GCCCAUCCGCGCCCUCUUCACCUAGCAGGCUCUGAUCGUCCGAGACCGAAAAAGUUGUACGAGCGCACCAUAGUGUAGGGUUUUGGUUGCAAAUAGCAUCUUAGGUUCCGUGCUGUCCGGGUUAUAAAUUAAGUAACAUACACACACACAUAUGCUUCUGCAAAAAUGGCCUACACAACGCAGAAGCAGUUUCUAAGCGUUGCGUUCCUGAACGAAGACCCGAAACUGCCGAGCCGGAAGCGCAGCGAUGCAGUGCUGAAGUCGUACAGCUCGUGCUACGACACCCGGGCCUGGUCGCUCGAUGUGCUGAAGCAGUCUCAGUUCAUCGGGGACGUCGCAAACAGGGCCCUAACGCAAGCCGCUAAGGCGCCACUUCACUCCUUUUCCGGUGCGGAACUUACGAAAGAAAUCUUAGUUCGGCUGGAUGCCGACAAUCUUGCCGACUACAUCCUGAGCCUAAGGGAUGAGGUAAAAAAGCGGAACAGCUCCAUCGAAGCGCUGGAGCAGACAAAGGCGGACCUUACCCAAAAAACUGAGCAGCUGGAUGAAAAAUUGAACGCGUUGGACGAAGAAAAUCGACUGCUGCGGGCGGAAAUUGAGCGCAUCGGUGCCUGCCAGGAGCAGCAGCGCCAGACGAACCAGUUCGACGAGGCGGAGCUUGCCGAAAUCAGUCAGAUGAUUAUUGAUCUGCGGGACUAUAACGAAAAUCUGGAGGAUGAGAUGCAGAUCUUGCGCAACCAGCUGCAAACGGCGGCCGCAUCGUCGGUCGGCGACAAUCAGGUCACUGUGGAGGCUGAGAACAACUUUCUCAAGUUCAAGGCGAAGGAUUACGAUCGGCUGGAGGGUGAGCUGGCACUGUUUAAGGCGGAGUACGACAGUUUGACGCUGCAGAAGCGGGAGCUGGCGGAAGAGCUGCACCGGGCCCAGCAGUACCGAUUGCGAGCCGUGGAGUUGAAGCAGGACCUGAAGGAGGAACUGCACCGUCGGGAGAUGUGCGAGGAGCAGAUUGAAAUGUUGGUGAACAUGUACGAACAACAAUCAGUUGAACUGAAUCAAUUGAAACGUCAGGUGCACACGUUCGAUCGCUCCUCCCAAGAUCGUCUUUUCGAUGAGUCGACGGAAGAUCAUGACGGUUCGCAAACCACAGAGACACUGAAUGUCGCUCAAGAUGAUGAUGCCGGUAUUGGGUUAGUUGAGACGAUAUCCUUUGAAAAGCCCGCUGCCUGUCCAAAUUGUCCAGAAAACCUUAAAAACAUUGAGGAUCUGAAACGAGAAAUCGCUUCACUGCAGGAUCAGACUGCCAGUCAACCUCAAUCGAUCCCGCAAGACAAUACAGACGCACAGAAACAGUUAAUGGAUCUACGCCAAGAAUUGACGGACUGUAAACGCCAACUACAGGAGUCAGCGGCAGCGGCUGAAUCCUCCAAAUCAUCACCGCAAGUCAACGCGGAUCAACAGCAACAGAUGGCAGAUCUACGGCGAGAAUUGACAGACUGUCAACGGCAGCUAAAGGAAGCAACGGACCAGUAUGAAGCACUGCGAGCGUCUUCCACCGCGGACGGGCAGGAGCUGGAACGUGUGAAGCUGCAGCUGGAGCAGCUAGCCAGCGUUUCCGACGCACCUGCCGGACAGCUGGAACUAUUUGCCGCAAAUGAGAAGCUAAGCGCGUUGCAAAAGGAAAAUGAAAAGCUUCAAAAAGAGCUGUCCGAAAACAAAGCUCGCAUCGUUGAGCUGGAAAAGAAGGUGCAAUCGGCUGCGUCAAGUGUUCCGGCUGCGCCGCCAACCGGUGGCGAGUGCUGUGCAGAGAAGGUCAACAAAAUUUCCGAACUGGAGCAAACCAUUUCCCGGCUGAAGGAUGAUGAUGCCUCGAAGGCUGUUGUGAGCGCCAGUCCGGCAGCUGAGGCAAGUGCGGAAAAUGCGAACCUUCUUCAAAGAAUAACAAACCUCGAAAAGGAGCUGCUGGAGCGGGAUCAGAAAUUGAAGAUGCUACAGGAAGCGGUGGAUAGGAAGGGUGUGGCUGCGACGGCGGAAGCGACCAGCGUCGAUGGUGCCGAGAUGAGCGCGCUGUUAUCUCAGCUGGCGGAAAAGAACGAACUGAUUAAAAGGCUGCAAGAUAAGCUGGACACCGUGUCGUCGGUCCCAGCAGCUGCCGAUGAUGAUGGACGGGCAUGUCAGGAAGAGCUGGCCGAGCUGCGGGUCCGACUGGAGGCGUGCGAAGGUGAAGCAGCCGCCCGGUUCGUGUCGGACGCGCUGCCCGAACCGAGAAAGAGUGUCCGAAUAAGCGACGAGGUGGAAGAGUUCGAGCCACUGUCCAUCAAGGAAGAGCUGGGCAGCGAGCAGGACGAGAAGGAGACGGAGGAAAUUAAGGCCGAACCAUCGGACGAGGAGGAAGAGGAGGAGGAGGAGGAGUCCGACAAUGGCGACAACGAUGGUUCGCAAACGUCCGUCGGGCACAAGAAACGGCUGAACAGCUCGCUGGAAAAGCUGGAGCAGCUACAGGAGAGCCUCAGCAAGCGGUGCACGCUGGCGGCCAUGAUGGGCAGGCAGCCGGGGGUCGAAUGUGACUGCAUUCAGGCGAUAGCGUUCAAGAUAGCGCAGGGCGGACUGGAGAUGCUGCUGGUGGCGGAGCUGUACGUGCUGCUGCAGGAGAUUUGCAGUGCCAUCACGCGUAAGAACGCCGUGCUCGGGAGGAAUGUGACCGUGCUGGCCAACAGCAUGACCAAGUGCUGGCAGGUCAUCACGGAUGCACGGGUCAUGAUGAACAUGGAGCUGACGAACCGUACCAGCCACCACCAGUCGGUGACGUCCGUGUCGGCCCACUGCAUGUCCGUGCAGGAGGUGCGCGAGGGAGCAGUGGAGGAUGGGGAGGAGCAGGACAACCGUACUAGAACCGCCAGCCACACGGCGGGUCAUCUGUCUCGGCCGAGCGGAUGGGUGGGCACGGACGGUACAAGACCAUCGACCAUACCGCCGCACCAAUCGAUGUCGGUUGGCAGUGACGAUAACAGACACUCGAACGCGCUGGAUGUGCAAAGGCGUCGAACGAUCAAAUGGAUGGAAAAUGUGAAGAAAUCUGGUCGGUGAAAAUUGGAAGCCAGCGUCUCGUGACGAGCGUGUUUCAUCACUUGUUCGAGGUUCACUUGAUGCAGAACGCAAACACACCCAAAAAUUCGCACAAACUCAGACAAAUUAAAGUGUAUUUCAGAUUUACCAGAACUAAA
Anopheles coluzzii is the source of this 3221-nucleotide messenger RNA. Its product is annotated as myosin-2 heavy chain, non muscle-like. Bases 166 to 3084 code for a protein of 972 amino acids. The transcript has 4 exons. The record is from RefSeq and is a predicted model, not a curated record. Lineage: Eukaryota; Metazoa; Arthropoda; Insecta; Diptera; Culicidae.